Messenger RNA from Pan troglodytes (chimpanzee), 2568 nucleotides. Its product is annotated as histone H3.X. The transcript has a single exon. Gene Ontology annotation, molecular function: structural constituent of chromatin; protein heterodimerization activity; DNA binding. Lineage: Eukaryota; Metazoa; Chordata; Mammalia; Primates; Hominidae. The coding region runs from base 618 to 1061 and encodes 147 amino acids. Gene Ontology annotation, cellular component: nucleosome. The record is from RefSeq and is a predicted model, not a curated record.
CAUGCAACUUUAUUCAAAUGUCUUUUUCAUUGUAAUGACUUCCAUGAUGGUCAUGAAAUGUAAACUUUCAGAAUCUCCUUGGCACCCAGAAUUUUUUCUAACUCACACCUACCAUCCCUCCCACGAUGCACACGGCAGAGGUUCCUCCCUCUCUGGGGUGUGUGCAGAACCCAGGGACUCGAUUGGAUUUUCACAGCCCUUAUGAGGUUGAGGAUCUAGUGAAGCAGUGAGUACAAUGGAAGGGAGCUGGGUGGGUCUCAUGCAAUCAUCUGAGCUCCUUAUAAAGAAGCAGGGCUUUACUGAGACCACAGAGAUCUCCAGUCAGAAAGAGACUGCCUGCGAGGGAGAUUCCUGGCUGCUGCUGUGUAGACCAAGGAAACCCAGGACCCUCCGGGAAGACUAAGCAGCGUGGCCUCCGACCCACAGACCUGAGAGCUGGUAAGUGUGGGGCUGGGUUGGCAGGGGUUAAGUGUGUGGGAGAGUCAUGCGCAUGGAUCUCAACUCACAGCCUCUCUGAAUCCUGUCCACAGCACCACUGCCCUUGUUUUCUGACGCCAGUACUGCCUGCAGCAGGCCAGGCUCAGCCUCAGAGAGGAGAGAGCACAAGGCCCCACAACAUGGCACGCACCAAGCAGACCGCCCGCAAAGCCACCGCCUGGCAGGCCCCCAGGAAGCCCCUGGCCACCAAAGCCGCCAGAAAAAGGGCGUCGCCUACAGGAGGGAUCAAGAAGCCUCACCGCUACAAGCCUGGCACCCUGGCGCUGCGGGAAAUCAGAAAGUACCAGAAGUCCACGCAGCUGCUCCUGCGCAAGCUGCCCUUCCAGCGCCUGGUGCGCGAGAUCGCCCAGGCCAUCAGCCUGGACCUGCGCUUCCAGAGCGCGGCCAUUGGCGCCCUGCAGGAGGCCAGCGAGGCCUACCUGGUGCAGCUCUUUGAAGACACCAACCUGUGUGCCAUCCAUGCCAGGCGCGUCACAAUUAUGCCCCAAGACAUGCAGCUGGCCCGCCGCCUCCGUGGAGAGGGUGCCAGAGAGCCCACGCUCCUGGGAAACCUUGCACUCUAGAGGACUUCUUUUCUGUUUGCUUGUGUUUUCUUUUUUCUCUUCCCCCGUAACUGGUAGUUCUGAUGUGAGAAGUUUUGUUCUGUUUUGGUUUCUUUUCCCUCCGGGGGUCCAAAGGUAGCUAAGCAUAAGAUUGCCAGUGGAAACGCAGGCAGAAAUCAGGUGGCGGUUGUGUUUGUGUGUGCUUGUUAGUAAACGUCUCAUCUACUUUGAGGCUCCCAAGGCACUAGUGUCAAGUGGAAAUGUCUCUGUGAGCGAGUUUCAGUUCAACUCUAUAAAAUUAAAAAGAAAUCUUAUUUUUUUUUCUUUACUAUGUCUGCAUACGGGUUCUGUAAACAAAAUAAAUUUCUUAUUAAUUUGAGCUAAAAGAUGUUUAUUGCAUUUUAUGAAACAAUAGAUUCCAGGUAUACUUGGAGGUUUUAUGUAUGCAACUCUGUGUUUUCAAUGUUCCCUGUCUCCUGUGAUGUUUCCGCUAGUUUGCUAUGAAAAUACAUUAAACUUCAUUUUCUACAAUUUAAAUAGACUCUCUAUUUACAAGUCAAUGCACACUAUGAAAGGCAGUGUGGGUAAAAUCCAGUGUGGUAAAUCUGUGUGUUGAAGGGAGUCAGAGGCACCCAUUGGGCGUCUGAUGCAGUCCAUCCCUGGUGGUCUAAAUUCCGGAAUGUGGUCAAUGUCAUGGCUGGAAUGGUCAAGGCCUUGGACACAAAGGUUGUAGAAGAGGCUCUGGACACGUGUGAGAUUUGAAAAAGAGAUGCCCCUGAGAAAGCCUGCCUGCACAUUCAAGUUUAAGAGCCACAUUUUUAUCAAGUACCAAAAAAUUAUGUGAUUUCCAGCCCAAGACUAGAAAAGUAAUCCUGUUCCUGAGGGAAUAAGUACCGGCUCCAUCUUCCCAUGACAGAAGACUGUGUGCUGAAGCUUCCAUAGCUCAGUCUACCCUGGACUUACCCUCAAUUUUAACAUCUUCCUCAAACUCUGACAUGGUCUCACCUAAAUCAUGGAAGCAGCCUUUUUCAUAAUCACUUUGACUAAAUAUUUCUCUCUCCUUGAGUGAAUUGAAUCAUUUCUCUACAUCUUCCUAGUUAGAAGGAGAAAAGUGCAUGGUCCCUGAGCACCUUUUGAACAGACAGCUUCUUUGAGACAGAAACAUCUCCCAAGAGACUGCGAUGGUUUCACACUGAAGCCUGAGGUUGCUCUGCCUUAGGAUUAUUUCUGGGUUUUCUUUUCUUCUCAUAAUCAGUUACUUGUUCAUAUUUUCUGUCGGAUUUUCUGUUGGAUAAUCAGUUACUAGUUCAUAUUUUCUGUUAGAAAGGGCUUACUGAUGAGAUUAUGGCUUUCUCAUAAAAAAUACUACUUUGGUGAAAGUAUAUUAAAAUGAACAAUACUUGAAUUUCCAGUACUCACAAUAGUUGAAUAUGGCACGGUAGGUGAAAGUGAGAAGUAGAAUUUGACAAACACCAUUUUACCAAACAUUAGUAUGUUCCCUUGAAUAUGUGACUAAGAAAAACUAAGU